Molecule: messenger RNA, 1572 nt
Organism: Cryptococcus wingfieldii CBS 7118
Lineage: Eukaryota; Fungi; Basidiomycota; Tremellomycetes; Tremellales; Cryptococcaceae
Product: dihydropyrimidinase
Exons: 12
Coding region: 1-1572 (523 amino acids)
Cellular component (GO): cytoplasm
Molecular function (GO): hydrolase activity, acting on carbon-nitrogen (but not peptide) bonds
Source: RefSeq, a predicted model, not a curated record
AUGGCCAAAUUCGACACGAUCAUCAAGAACGGCGUGGUGGUCACGGCAGGAGAUAUCUCGCAAGUCUUGAGUCUCAGUGUGCUCAGCCCCAUGGCUAACAUGGAUUGUAGGCAAUACUGGAUAGGCAUCAAAGAUGGAAAGAUCAAGUCCCUCUCCGAGACAUUUGAUGAGGAAGAGAUGGCAGGAGCCGAGGUGAUCGAUGCGGAAGGCGCGUAUGUGAUGCCAGGUGGUGUGGACUGUCAUGUACACCUAUGCCAAGACCUCAAGACAGGCGGACAAUGCGCGGACGACUUCAACACAGGAUCCCUCGCUGCUCUCUGCGGCGGUACCACAACCAUCGUCACAUUCGCCACUCAAACCCGCUCCGACGACGACAAGUCUCUCCUCGGUGUCGUCGAAAAGUACAACGCCCGAGCGGAAGCUACGGGAAGUUAUAUCGACUAUGGCUUUCACGUGAUUAUCGUGAGAGAUGAUCCGGAGGUGUUGGAGGAUGAGAUGCCGAGGUUAGUGGAGGAGUGGGGUGUGACGAGCUGCAAGUUGUUCAUGACAUAUGAGAGCCAGAGGCUGAAGGAUAGGGAGCUUUUGGAUGUUAUGGUGGCUGCGAGGAAGAACAAGGUUACCACAAUGAUCCAUGCAGAGAACGGAGAUAUGAUUGAAUGGCUCACAGACAAGCUGGAGACCAAGGGCAUGCUCGCGCCGUACUACCACGCCCUCUCCCGCCCGCCUCUGGUCGAAGGCGAAGCGACGAACCGCGCUAUUGCCAUGUCUGAGUUGGUCCAGAACCCGAUCUUGUUUGUACACAUCGGCUCCACGCUGGGCAUGAACAACGUACGCAAGGCUCAAACUAUGGGGUUGCCAAUCUACGCCGAGACGUGCCCGCAGUACUUUAAUCUGACUUGGGAUGACUUGAAACGUUUCCAUUCUCCCACUUGUUUCGAGAACAGCAAGAUGAUCUGCUCGCCUCCCCCUCCACCAGACGACUCGGACCGCGAACUUCUCUUCCAAGGCCUACACAACGGCACGUUCACAAUCUUCUCCUCCGACCACUGUCCAUUCCGAUACGACUCUCCCCACGGAAAACCUUCAGGCAUCCUCGAUCACUCUGCCUCCAUGGCCGUCGAGUUUAUACCUAAUGGGAUACCGGGGGUGGAGACGAGGUUGCCGUUGUUGUUUACUGGGGGGCUGUUGGAGGGGAGAAUCAGUCCGCAGAAGUUUGUGGAGCUUACUGCUACCAAUCCUGCCAAGCUUUAUGGGAUGUAUCCUCAGAAAGGGACUCUACAGCCUGGAUCUGAUGCGGAUAUCACGAUUUGGCAUCCUCAAGAACGGUUCUCGCCCUUCCAGCUACGCAACGAAAUGCUUCAUCACAACGUCGACUAUACGCCCUACGAAGGCCAGACAUUCAACAACUGGCCUCGCUACGUCCUCGUUCGCGGCCAACUAUCCUACGCUGAGGGUGCUGUGAAAGGCAAACUGAGGGACGGGCGAUAUCUUAAGAGGGGGCCUAGUCAGUUGAGCACGGGUCUUCCCGGGAAGAAGGAUCCGAGGCGGGUGGCAGGGUGGCUGUAUGACUAG